CAAAGGCCAUCGUAAGGGAGAGAAUUAGCUUCAAUCUAUCUUAAUAUAUUGACUCUCCUCGUCUCAAUCGACACCAUUGGAAUUCCAAUCUCACCUAACAAUAAAUCCAAAUAUCCAUCUAUUCUUAUUCUUUAUUUUACAUAAUCAGAAGCGCCUACGAAGGAUCCCAAGCACAUUUCUGGGUGAAAAUCCAAACCCUGCAUCUGCACAAGGGUUUGAAAUCGUAGGCAUAAACAGAUAACCAAGGUUUAACGAUCGGGCCAAGAAAUUUCCGAGUAUAAUUGUAAUUGAAAUGGCUUCUCAGCACUGGAAGUUUCGUCAGCACUGGAAUGGGAGUUUUCAUUUUGACCCGCAAGCGCAGGAAGGUUCCUCGUCCGAUUCAGACACCUGCGGGUCUUCUCAUGCCAGUGGGUGGGAGGCUGCCAGUAGCUCUGCGCCUUCGCCCCACAGAACACGCCAGAUAAAUAGACAACGAAGAGAGCAUAGCAAUCCAUGGAGAGGGUUUGUGGUGGAGAGCUGGAGAAGUGCCAUUGCUGGGCCUGUGAGGCGAGGUGGGGGUAGAGUGUAUUUUCAUUGUGAUUCGUCCUCAUCUUCAGGGGCUGAGGAGACAAUGACAAGUGCAUCGGAGCUUUUAUAUCAGCGCCGCUCUCGUAUGGGUCGAAGCCCUGAAUUGCAGCUUCCUGAGGCAGCUUCCAGGCGGUUAAGAUCAAGCAGCUCCAACAUUCAUUCUCAUCGUCGUAGUAAUCACUACGAUCCCAGUUACCACCACUAUUACUGCCAUCGGUCACUGCGCUUGAGAAAUUCUCUUCAGCAAGUUCCUGAAGGGGAUGAUCAAAGUCAAUUUUCUGAACAUACUUCUACCAGUUCUAUGCACAAUGAUGAGACCGGCCAUGUUCGAAACAGGCUUAUGGGUACCUUUUAUGAGCAAGCUGCUGAAAAUAACAGCCUUCGUGGAGAGAUUAUGCAGGCAAGGGAGCGCCUUUAUCAGAGAUUUAGGGCUGCAUCUCUUGUAGGCAACAGGCACAAUAUCGCAGCUUCAACUGGUACAGAAAUUCGAUAUUAUUUUAGUGAAGAUCCAAUUUUAAGUGAUGAUGGGCUCACUGAAGCUGACUGGAACAGGGUUGUAUCCAGAAAUAGACUGUACGGGGAAGACCUGGAAGUAGAAAUUUAUGUUCCACGUGAGCCUAAGCCUCAAGGGCUUAAUCAGAAGGGCAUUAGUAAUUUGCAAAGAGAAUUAUUUGAGCCAAGGUCAACAGCUGGGAGCAAAGAAUCCAAAGAAGCAAAAUCAUCUUUAGAACAGGAAGAUUGUCCUGUGUGCUUAGAACACUUUUUGCCUGGUGAACAAUUGAUACGACUUGCAUGUCGUCACAGGUUUCACCCUGUUUGUUUGACACCAUGGCUCAAGAUCUGUGGGGAGUGUCCUUACUGCCGAGCCAAUGUACUUCAGGAUCAUGGGCCAAGUAUCAGUAAAUCUUAGUUCCAUUGAAGAUGUAGUUCUUAGUAUAUAGGAUGCCCCCAUGAAUCUAGUACUUGGUAUGACAUAUUGUAUUGAACUCGUGAAAGAGUUCAAUAAAUAUAGAGCAUGUUAAUACUUUCAUUUCAAGCAGUAAAUAUCUUGCUUUUGUCAUGCAAGGUAUGUAAAUGGUAAUAUAUUCUCAGGACGGUUGCAUUUUCCCAUAAAAUUGAGGCUGAAAGGCAUUUCUAUUGCUGGAUUCCA
Messenger RNA from Cryptomeria japonica (Japanese cedar), 1717 nucleotides. Its product is annotated as probable E3 ubiquitin-protein ligase RHY1A. Bases 293 to 1477 code for a protein of 394 amino acids. The record is from RefSeq and is a predicted model, not a curated record. The transcript is spliced from 5 exons. NCBI's taxonomy places the organism in Eukaryota, Viridiplantae, Streptophyta, Pinopsida, Cupressales, Cupressaceae.